Messenger RNA from Leishmania mexicana MHOM/GT/2001/U1103, 4719 nucleotides. RefSeq lists its product as hypothetical. The record is from RefSeq and is a predicted model, not a curated record. Lineage: Eukaryota; Euglenozoa; Kinetoplastea; Trypanosomatida; Trypanosomatidae. The transcript has a single exon. The coding region runs from base 1 to 4719 and encodes 1572 amino acids.
AUGCGGUCUCGUCGACAGACUGUCUCGGACACGGUCGGCACGCUCAGCAUGGAUCCAUGGAAUGAUGAUCGAGUGCGUGACUUUGUUGCCAUCAACACGAUUCAGCGGCUGCGCGCGUACCACUUGCCGACCAGUGCGCCGAUGCCUGUGAUCGAUGAGAUGAACACAGCGCGUGCACUGAACCUUAUACUGCUGCCGAGAGCCGAUCCCGACUACCGACCCUGCCUCGGCGAGCAGCCUCCGUCGCGCACACAGCUGCGUGCACGGCGGCGUGCGACGGCGAGACAGGAGAGGCGAGCGCGUCGCCAAAGGCAGCAGGAGUGUGCAGGUCGGGAUGGGCAAGGUGGCUGCUCGCCAGAGUCCCCUUCGACUACCGUGUCGACCUCCUCCAGCUCCGAUGAUGGCAGCAACGUCGACGACGAUGCAGCCACAGAGCACGGCGCCACUGUAUUGAUGACGAACCCCUCAUUUUCUACGGACAUUGCCGACCCCACUAAGCUACCAAGGCCGCGCUCCCCGGUUGCUUCCGGUGCCGCCGCCACUGCAACCUCGUCCAGGCAGUGCGCCAUCGACCGCGCGCGCUCCCUUUUCUUCGGCACGUUGUCUUUCACCUCCUCGACCUCGCCGCGACGGCUGGUGAACUCGCCCCAUGUCCCGCUGACGCCGUCGAUGGCGUCCACGACGACUAUCGCAGGCCGGUCAUCUAUGCAUGUCCCCCGUUCUCCCAACGAAGCGUCUCUCAGGACUACAGCCAGUCUUCCUUCGUCAGACGCGAGGGCGGCCCAGCGCCGAGGUGGAAGGGAAGUCGCUGCUUCGGCUACGGAAGAAGGCUCGGUGACGGCUAUGCCGCCUGCCCCUUCUGCAACGUCGGCUACCAGGUCACUUGGCGUGGAGCUGGACGUGUACAUCGAGGCAAACAGCACCCCACUGCGUCCGCCGCCGCCAAUGAGGUAUGUCGGUGUUUCGGCUGAAGCGCAGACACCCACCUCAGCGGAGGUGAACGCACUCGAGUCGGAAGUGUCGCCGAACAGCUCCGCCGUGGUUGCGCCCCAUGAAGCAUGUACAUCGGAUGCCGAUGGGCUGUGCGAGCGCACUCCUACCGAAGCUACUGCAGUGGCUACUCCUUCAGCCACAGAGCAGUCGCGAGCUCCACUAGAGGCGACGCCGGCUGCUGUUCGACCACCUUCUCCGCGACUGGUGGGAGCCGAAGGGGACAGGACCACAACUCCGCCCCCCAGUCACGGCCGCCGCCGCCGCCGCAGCAGCAGCAGCAGCUCCACGGAUAUUAUGCACACAUGCGACGUGUGCGACGCCAUCAUCCAGUACUAUCAAUCAAUGUUGACGAGAGGUGUCGUGCUCGACCGCUACAACCAUAAGGAUCUGGCCUUUGUGUGGUGGGUUCUGGGACGAAACAUGGACGUCGCCGCCCUCGAAAAUCGCGGCCCGAUGCGGCGCGAGGCGCUCAUGAUCACCCUGCGAAACUUCUACUACACGCUGCUGACGGCAGAGGAGGCCAGAGCGAAGGCAGCGGCGGGUGGGGCGGAGAAAAGCCACGCCGAGAGAAGGGAGCUAGCGGGAACCGGUAUUGCCGCUGCAUCAGCAGCUACCGGGGGCCAAGCGACUUUGUCACGGUCGGCUGACGCAACGGCCACUGGAGACGAGCAAGGCAUGGUCGAGGGCGUGGAGGAGCCCUCGAGGCGUACGAGUGGCAAGGCCGCCGAAAGCAGUGACAGCACCGCAGCUGCGCUUGCUGAUGCAUCUGUGUUUAGGCGACCCCCUCGCACAUGCUCUCGCGACUCCCAUACGGCCAGGGCGGAUGCCGCUUCUGUGACUUCAGGUCGACAUAAGGACUCCCUAAGAGCAACAAGGGCAGGGAGCGGCACCGCAGCGUUGAAGCGGAGUCGGCCUGAUAAGCCCCUCGUAUCGUCCGACGGUGAUGACGAGGAGCGCGACGACGAUCAUCCUGUCGAAGAGGACGUUGGCGACGGCGUUGAUGAGCAGCAACGGUCGUCGGUGAUGCCGUCGCGAGGGAGGACCAGCGUCCCACCGCCUCAGCGGAAGUUGCCCCAGAAAGAGGGCACCACACUGACGGCAAGGCGUCGCGCAGUGGCUGGUGGUGCUCUUGGCAGCAGCAGCAGCGCAGCAGGAAAAAGUCUCGCUGCCGCUCUGCUCGGGGACGAUGCGGAGACGGCGAUGGAUGUCGUAGCUGAAGGUGCCGACGAUGCGCUUGACAAGGAGGAUGAUGCGCUUCACUCGCAGACGGAGGGCAGCGUCGUGUCACGUGUCGGCAGCGUGACGCAGAGCAGCACUGGCGAGAUCCGUCGUCGUCACCGCUGCGCUGCCGAGCGCAACAAGGCUGUCGAGGAGACGUGGAUCUCUACACGAACCGGAAGGCGUGCUGCGGCCAUCAAGGCAGCCGCGCAAUUGGUGCUCCAGGGCACUGCUGAUGCCAUGGCGCCCCGAAAGUCGAUCAAAGCGGUGCCCUCCACCAACACAUCUGGAGCGUCGAGGACGGCAGCGGGCAAGACGUUGAGGCAAGAGGCUUCCGCUACCGCCGCGAUGGAGGAGGUGGGCGCAACGGCAGUUUCGCUGAUACCGUCGGCGCCCACCGGCGGCAGCUCCACAUCGAAGCUGCAGCGGAAGAAGCGCACCGCUUCGAAGCGGGCACGUAGCCCCAGCCGCGAAGCCUCCCCAGGCGAAGGUCAUGGAAGCCGCAGCAGUGGCAGCGGCGGUGACAGCGACAUGGAGCUCACGGAGGCGGAAGCGCAAGGAAGGAGAACCGAGGCGCCACGCAUGGCGUCACCCGUGAGCGCGAGUAGGAGCAAGAACCGCGCGACGAUCCUCACGAAGGCUCCCGCGGUGAAGGCAGAAAAGGCGGCGCCGACUGCCUAUUCUCCUUCUGGCAAGCCUACCGACCCUCCCUUAGACGCCCCCGCCACCACUACUCCUAGCAGUGCUGCGGCGGCAGCGACUACCUCGAAGAAAGGCGGGCGCGGUGAGGAGCACCGGGGGCGCCCUCGUGGCAGCUUCAAGACACCGCGCCUCGACUCCUCGACGACGGGGAAUCAGGGGAACAGCUUACUCGCGAGUGUCACGCUAAGCAGCCAGCGCCGGCGUGAUGGUGGGGCGUGUUCCACCGCCGUCCUCACAGGGACUUCGUCGGAGACAGCUGCACCUCACCAGCGCUCCGAUGCGGCGGGCAUUGUUGUUGCCCCUCCCUCCUCUUCUGUGCUGUCGAAGGCUAGCGACGACGCGGGCCCGCUGGAGCUCCCUGUGUACGAGAUGCCGCUGCGACUGACACCGCACCAGCGCGCCGUGCGCUCGCGCAUUCAGCAACGCAUGGGUGUACCUUUGCCAGCACCGCCACCACACAGCUCCGCUGGCUCCAUCUCCCACGACUCCGGCAUCGACGCACAGUGGGCCACGGUGUACUCAUCCUACACUUUCCUCCUCUCCUCCUUUAGGACGGCAACAUGGACGCGGAUCAGUUCGGGCGGCGGCGGCCACGAACAGCGGGCGAUCACCGCCCCCGUGCUCUGGUACGGGCAGGUCAUCUCACCUGUCGUGGCGGGUGAGCCGACAUCCACCGGCAGUAGCGGCGGCGAUCACAGCAGACAAGUAAGAGAAAAGGCAUACGCGGCGGUAUUCAACGAGGACGCACUGGUGAACGGCGGCGCGUCCUCACGUGCCGCCGCCAUCGCCACAGCGGCUGGCGCCCUCACGCGGCAGCGUAGCCGAAAACGCAGGAUCGAGGGGGGCGUUGAUCCGAGCUUGCGUGGCAACGUUUGUAGGCAUGACCAGGCCGCCCUGGAGCGACUGGUGAACGAGCGAUUAGCGCAGGUGGCAGAGCUGAGACAGGCUGCUGUGCCUCGUAUCGUCGGAAGCGGUCAAGGAAAGUGCCCCGCUUCGGGGUCAGGCACUGCUCGGGUGAAGCAGGAACCGCGCAGCGGCAGCGAGGAAGAGGAAAAACAUGACGAUGAGGUACAUGUGUUGGGGACGAAACGGACUGUUGGCUUACUAGUGUCGCCCACUGGCUCUUCUCCCGUUGUAGCAGCUAUGGCAUCAUUGGACCUGGCGAGGAGGGCAGAAGACGCAGAUGCCACGGCCGAGGAGGCGCUGGCGCCUGAGCAGUUCCGGGACAACUCAGCGCAGCGCGCACAGUUGCCACAAGCGCCCGCCUUUGGUGAUCUGCCGUAUGCUCAGCAGUGUCUUCUGGUGUGGUCCGCCGCAGGGUUGCUGGAGCGGCACAUACAUCGGCGCCAGAUGGAGGAUGCUCGGCGCGAGCGCCUCCUGGCGCGGUGCGGCCGCAUGGCUACUCGGCGGAUGGCUGCUCGUGUCGCUGCCGUCAUCCAGGGUGGCAUUACAGACGGGAAUGCAGGCGACAAUGCCGAGGAUGCCGCGGCGCAACUGGUCGGCGGGCUCGGAGGAGGCGGCGAGGACAGUGAUAGCGGUGCGAGCGGAGAGGACAGCGAUACGUCCGAGAAGAAGGCACGCAGUGCUCCUCUUGAGCGGACGAGCGGGACAUCACGAAAGGCCGAGGUCGAGGUACACAUCAACCGCCUUGAGCACUUGAGCGAUUCAUCUACGUCUUCGCGCUCUCCCUCUGCCGUCUCGUCGUCCACGUCCUCGGAGGAGCGCUUCCGCAAGGCCAUGCGCCCGCUACCGCGCCGCGUCUAUGACUACUGGGCUGCCUAUCGUCGUGCCGGUGACAGCGGGUGA